Molecule: messenger RNA, 1344 nt
Organism: Mizuhopecten yessoensis (Yesso scallop)
Lineage: Eukaryota; Metazoa; Mollusca; Bivalvia; Pectinida; Pectinidae
Exons: 4
Coding region: 142-1335 (397 amino acids)
Source: RefSeq, a predicted model, not a curated record
UUAUACCUGGCAGUCUCGUUCCCACACCUGUGUGCCAUACAGGUGCGUGAAAGACAGGGAUACAGGUGUUGUGUAGCAGUGGUCAGCGUUUGGUUACUGGCAGAAGUGGUCAGUGUUGUGCCCCGGACAGAGGUUUGCUUGAUGUCUCUGAUGGACUCCGCGCUACUACCAAGGGAAGAGGAGGAGGAUAAUGAUGGCGGUAUAGCCCGACCCAACACUCGGUGUAAGAGUGCGCGCAGUGGCAGCAAUCGUGUACGGUCGGCCAAGAAACGGGACAGCUACUCCGAGGAAAAGUCAUGCGAGAUCAGUCUGAAUAUGAAGAUAUAUCAAGUAUCGCUGGGAUCUGAGGACGAUACGGGCUCCCAACAGACCAAACGGGAUUUGGCCGAGCGCUUCUACGACGUCAUCAUACAAAAGAAAGAACAAUUCUGUUGGACGUUGGAGGCUGCUAUUGACAUUCGUGACGUCAAAGUCGAAACAAUUACCAGAGGGAGCAUGUGUGUUAAGUGCACGUGUUUGACACUUGGAGCAUUAGAGUCACUUAAUCAAAUGUUCAAAAGUCGACGUCUGUCGGCUGUUUGUCAAUCCGUGUUUGUCACGGAUCGUAUCCUGGAACUAGUAGGAGCCAAGUCAGUUAAACUGGAUGUUACCAUAGAUACGGACGAAUUGGACGCGUCACGAGAAGUGCUCUUGUCACGCAAGUUCAAAGAGUGUACAUUAGUCCAUCCAGCGGACACACUGUCCACUCCAACAGAUUACCCUAGUCUUGACCACAUUCCGGUCACCGCUGAUGUGGUAGUGAUCGAGAAACACUUUGAUGUUGUUGGCUGGCGCAUGCGCCUCAGUGCUGAGGUUGAGGCAGUGCGUCAUCGAUACACAUGUUUCAAUGACUCAAUCGACCUCUUCAUCAGAACCCUGCAGAUUAUCAUGCCGAUUGGCAAAGUCGCCAUUGAAUCUCUUUCAGAUGUCAUCGGACUCUAUAGCCAUUUAGUCGGAAGUUCUUCGUUAUCUUCCGGUAUGCGGACUGAUCUGGUUCGAGAGUAUCUGUCGACUGUGAACAGUAUACGAAUUCUAGUAGACGACAUUAAGGCCAAAUCGUCUCAGGCCUCCGGGGACGAGAGUGACGAUGACUACCAGAUCAUGACGUGUUUGAUCAGUGAACUCCAGGACAUGCUUCUACCCAAACACGUGUUUGAGGAAGAUAUCAGUGUCCUUGACCGCAGGGUCAAUCCCGCGGAGAAGCCGUUCCUAGGGCUGAUAUGUUUUGUGCCACUUCUUCUUGCCAAACUGUCGACCGUUCUCUAUACACUCAGCGCUCCCGGAGUAUCUAAAUAAAACUUGUUA